ACAACUCUUUUGCCCUCCGGCAUGUCUCCCUGGUACAACUCCUUUGCUGUAGUUUAUAUAUGUUUAUUGCUGUAGUUAUAUAAAAAGCCGAAAAUGUCCACAGCAGAGAGAGAAACAUAUGGGACACAACAUCCCAGAGUUACUACUACCCAGGACGAUGUGUCGAUAGCCGAGCAGCAGAUCCAGAGCGGGCAGUAUUACCAUGCGAGACAGUACUAGAAGUUUCUACCAGCCCCUAACAGCUGAUUUCAUGAACUAUCUCAGCUGCUGCGGUGGGAUUCAUUCCUCAGCCUUCUACCGGAUAAACAAGUUCCGUUGAGUUCAUCAGUGAUUCGGGCUCCUACACUAAAACUAGCCUGCAGGCUAAGCUGAAGCUAAUCGUGUUUACAUUACAGCGUGCUGGCUAACACCGAGGCUAACGGCUAGCAGUCGGCAGGGAUGUUCGGUUGUUUGGUCGCCGGUAGGUUGGUGCAGACGGACGCGGUGCAGGUCGCCUCGGACAAGUUCGUGUUCAACCUGCCGGACUUUGAGAACGUGAACCAUGUGGUGGUGUUCAUGCUGGGCACGGUGCCUUUCCCCGACGGCAUGGGCGGCGCCGUGUACUUCUCCUUCCCUGACCCGGCGAGCGGGGUCCCGGUGUGGCAGCUGCUCGGAUUCAUCACCAACGACAAGCCAAGUGCCAUCUUUAAGAUCUCCGGGCUGAAGGCCGGCGAGGGAGGGGCGCACCCGUUCGGCAUGAUGGCCUCCAACACGUCCCCCUCCGUGGCGCAGGUCGGGGUGUCGGUGGAGGCUCUGGAGCAGCUGGUCCAGCAGAUCCCGGUGUCCAGCGCCGCCGUGUCCACCGUGGACUCCUUCCUGCAGUUCACUCAGAAGAUGCUGGACAGUCUGUACAACUUCGCCUCGUCCUUCGCCAUGUCGCAGGCGCAGAUGACGCCGAACCCCACGGAGACCUACAUCCCAUCCAGCUGCGUCCUCAAGUGGUAUGAAAACUUCCAGAGGCGGAUGGCACAGAACCCGAACUUCUGGAAAAAUUAAUGAAAGCAGAGACUCUGGUGGAGGACAUUAAACUCUGACCAAAGAUGAAUCUGCCUGGGAAGUUUCCACCGGUUCACAUAAAAGUGUGCCAGUUGUCAUCCAGCCCCGCUGCUUCGAUUUCUACAGAAUCUCUGAUACUUCAAUUUCUACAGAAUCUCUGAUACUUCAAUUUCUACAGAAAACUGUUUCUAACACGUGGUCACAAUCUGUUGCACCUCUCAGUAUGUUUUGAAUAAAACAAAGAAACCUUCCAACAAAAACCCAA
Messenger RNA from Micropterus salmoides (largemouth bass), 1300 nucleotides. RefSeq names its product protein Hikeshi-like. Gene Ontology annotation, biological process: protein import into nucleus. Lineage: Eukaryota; Metazoa; Chordata; Actinopteri; Centrarchiformes; Centrarchidae. The transcript has a single exon. Gene Ontology annotation, cellular component: cytosol; nucleus. The coding region runs from base 439 to 1035 and encodes 198 amino acids. Gene Ontology annotation, molecular function: nuclear import signal receptor activity; Hsp70 protein binding. The record is from RefSeq and is a predicted model, not a curated record.